Messenger RNA from Penaeus chinensis, 2522 nucleotides. RefSeq lists its product as uncharacterized. The record is from RefSeq and is a predicted model, not a curated record. Gene Ontology annotation, biological process: protein O-linked glycosylation via mannose. Gene Ontology annotation, cellular component: Golgi apparatus. Bases 122 to 2002 code for a protein of 626 amino acids. The transcript has 4 exons. NCBI's taxonomy places the organism in Eukaryota, Metazoa, Arthropoda, Malacostraca, Decapoda, Penaeidae.
CGCCCCCUAGGGUUUGAUAUCGAGAGCGAGAGCCAGAGAGCGAGCGAGAGAGAAAGAGCGAGAGCUUCAAGAUGUGCCUGUGGUGUUUGUGAACUAGUGUACUUUUUUUUUUUUUUUUAUCAUGGGCGACGACAAAAGCAGCAGUAACAGAAAAUGGAUCUUUUUCGCAAUAGCGUUGGUAGCUCUGUCCCUUCCAUUUUACCUGUAUGGCGGAGCUGACUAUAGCAGGGCGGCAGUGACUGUUGGAGGCGGCGCAGCAGAGGCGGCAAAGGACAAGGCGGCGGCGGCGCUCGGCCUCGACCAGCGGCGGAGGCUCGCGGCGGCGCUGCGAGAGGUGCAGAGGGAGGUGGCCAGACUCGCCGGCAGCGAGGCAGUGGUAGACUCCAAGUGGGUUCUUCGUCUGGAGUCGCUUGCAGCCCAGUUAGACCCCAGGGACGCCUUGUCAAGACCCCACAAGGCCUGGGACUUCUCUGCUUGGCUCCCCAACACGCCGCGACCGAAUGACAGUGCGCAGGGGGAGCGGCACGUGUGCGCGGAGGUGUAUUUGGGCAACAAGUACGACUGGCCCCUUUACCAGCAUGGGAUGGAGCAGGAACAGUGCCACGACGUCCCGCCCUUCAGCUCUGUCCUGACGGCGGUUCUCCCUGCGAAGUCUUGGCCAGACGAUGUCCUCGAGUUGGUUCUUGCGCAGAUCAAGAAGCUCUAUGAGAUCCCUGUGGUCGUUCUGGUGCGGGAGGGAGGAGGCAGAGCGGCCAACGAGAGCCAGGUGAGCUACGUAGAGAUGGACAGCGGCCUCUCGGACUCUGAGAAUCUCAACGCCGCCGUAUCAAAGGUUGCCACGCCCUUCGUGCUGCUGGGGGAGUCGCUGGCGCACUUCAGCAACCAGUCGUCGCUCGAGCGCCUCGUGCGGGUGCUGGACGACCUGGAUCACGUGCAAGUGGCCGGGGGCGCCGCCAGGGACACGCGCGGCCACUGGAGCCACGGCUGUCUGCAGCAGCACAUGGCCAACUACCAGGCCAAGUACACACUGGGCUACUACCACUCCAAGUACGAGUGCAUGUACUGCGACGACCUCCUCACCCCCUUCGUCACGAGAACCAAGCUGCUUCAGUCGCUCGCCUUCAGUGCCGGUCUCAGCGGACAGGCUGUGUACCGAGACUGGUUCGCCAAGGUGCGCGGCGCAGGCCACCUGGCCGUGCUCUGCCCCGACGUCAUGUUCUUCCUCGACGGCCACGUUAACAUGACGGCCGACGACUGGCUCCCCGUGGCCCGCCGGUGGGCCCUGGAGAGGGUGCAGGGCUUCGACGGCAGAGAACACGUCUUCAGCUGUGAGUCGGUGGGCAUCUCGUGCAAGAAUCCUUUGGGCAUCAUCCAAAGCUAUCUGUUGCCGCCGUGUUGCGUCGCAGAGAUGGAGGAGCAGAUUGGCUAUCUCGUCAGCUACGCAGAGCAGAAUCACCUUGAUUACGAGCUCCACGCAGGCUCGGUCCUCGGGGCUAUAAAGCUGGGCCAGUUCCUUCCUUGGGACUACGACACAGACAUUGUUGUCAACUGUCAUCAGUUUAACAAAUGGAUGCAGAUUAAUGCAUACCUAAAAACUAGGAGAAUUAAGUGCAAAAUGAGAGUUACGAAAAAAAAUACCUAUAUCACAGUUUUCUGCCCAAACUUCUUUCUGGAAAUUGUCUGCCAUAAAGGGAGAAACAACAGCCGAGUCCACCUUCCGGCCGAAUAUAGAGACAUCCCGACACAGGUCUUGUAUUCCGGCCGAUGGAUCAACGUCAGGAGCAACCCGGGACUCUACUGCAGGAACGCCAUGGGUCUGGAAGUACUCCGCCACGCGGCGCACUGGAGGACGCUCAAGACGUCGACGGAGGCGAAAGCCAGGGGCGGCUACGACAGCCCAGGGACUUGGAACAAGUGUAAGGACCCGAACCAUCAUUCCUGUCUGGACAAAUAUCCUGGAGACGGAAACCUGCCCUUCACUCAGCCUUUCCUGCGCCCUUAGCCUCAGACGACGAAGGAAACCUGCGCCUCAGCCAGGAGGGAGAUCGGGAGGACAUCGAUCUCUCUCCUACGGGUCCUGCUAAGCCUCAGAGAGGAAUCGGUGUUUACGAAUUACCAUCGGCUGCUAUGAUUUCCCUUUGCUGUCAGAGGACAAGUGCUUGGAGUUAAUUGUUUUGUAUGGAAACACAUUGGAAACAAUACAUAUCAUGUAAAGAGAAAGUAACUUAAAUUAUCAUUCUUUGUGUGAUAUAUAAAGGUUUUUAUUAUAGAGAGUUUUUAAGGUGCUGUUACAAAGAUAAAUGUCUACGAAAAGCUUUUUUAACAGUUAUAAACCAUGACAAAAACAAACAAAAAGUCACUAAUUGUUAUCACACUUGUAACUCUCAUCAUACGUUUGGCAAGUCCAUUGCUUCCCUCACUUGUUAUUAUGCCUUUUACAGUGUGAUAGUGUAUUCACCUUAUUUAUUAUUAUAAGGAUAUCAAUUUGCAAUAUUUAACACAAUUACAGACUAUUUCUACUU